This is a messenger RNA of Corapipo altera (White-ruffed manakin), 808 nucleotides long. Its product is annotated as E3 ubiquitin-protein ligase DTX1-like. The record is from RefSeq and is a predicted model, not a curated record. NCBI's taxonomy places the organism in Eukaryota, Metazoa, Chordata, Aves, Passeriformes, Pipridae. Gene Ontology annotation, cellular component: nucleoplasm. The transcript is spliced from 3 exons. The annotation marks the transcript as partial. Gene Ontology annotation, molecular function: ubiquitin protein ligase activity. Gene Ontology annotation, biological process: Notch signaling pathway; protein ubiquitination.
GACGGGAGCCUGCAGUGCCCCACCUGCAAGGCCAUUUACGGGGAGAAGACGGGAACGCAGCCCCCCGGGAAGAUGGAAUUCCACCUCAUCCCACACUCCCUCCCGGGAUACACCGACUCCAAAACCAUCCGGAUCGUCUACGACAUCCCCACCGGCAUCCAGGGCCCGGAGCAUCCCAAUCCUGGCAAGAAGUUCACGGCGCGAGGAUUCCCCCGGCACUGCUACCUGCCCGAUAACGAGAAGGGCAGGAAGGUGCUGAAGCUGCUGAUCGUGGCCUGGGACCGGCGGCUCAUCUUCACCAUCGGCACGUCCAACACGACGGGCGAGUCGGACACGGUGGUGUGGAACGAGAUCCACCACAAGACCGAGUUCGGCUCCAACCUGACGGGCCACGGGUACCCCGACCCCAACUACCUGGACAACGUGCUGGCCGAGCUGCUGGCCCAGGGCGUGUCCGAGGCCACCCUCAAGGACUGAGGUGGGCGAGGGGGUGGCCCCCUCGCCCCCCACCCCCGCCCGUGCCACCGCCGCCUGCGCCGCUUCGCCGCAGCCCCGCCCCGCGCCACCCGGUGCCACCCACCACGCGUCCCCGUGUGUGUCCGUCCGUCCGUCCCCCCGUCCCGCUCUCGUGGCGAUGCAUCGUGGGCUGGUGCUUUCCGACCCGUGGCCUCUUUGCGCGUCAGCCGUCUGUGCCACCCGUGCCACCCGCGCCGCCCGCCGCUGCCCCACGGAGCCGCGUCCCGCCGGUGUCAUGUACAUCUCUGUGUUACACAAUACACCCCGCGCCGGGCUGGUGGCCCCGCGUCCC